Raphanus sativus (radish) is the source of this 1346-nucleotide messenger RNA. RefSeq lists its product as uncharacterized. The record is from RefSeq and is a predicted model, not a curated record. The transcript has 4 exons. Lineage: Eukaryota; Viridiplantae; Streptophyta; Magnoliopsida; Brassicales; Brassicaceae. Gene Ontology annotation, cellular component: chloroplast. The coding region runs from base 182 to 1222 and encodes 346 amino acids.
GUUCUCAAAAAAAAAGAAAUAGCUUCACGGUUCACCGACCCAACCGGUAACAAAUCAUACAAACUCUUAUACACGUCUGUGUUGGCCACACGAUUUAAUCAAAAAUCAGCUCUCUGCAAAACUCUGCCGGCGUGAAGAAACAAAAAAAAAUUCUCAGGCUAUUUCUUCUCUCUCAGAGAAAAUGGAUCAAGAAUCAUCUCAGUGUCCCUUCGUUGCGGAAAGCAUCAUCCAAAAGUGCCCUUUCCUCAGAAACAUCAACAAGCCAACCAGCUUCUCCCUCUCCUCCUUGAGUUUUCCAGUUCCUGUGCAAGAAGGUAGCAAAGGCCCGAUUUUUGAGGAUGGUCCUGCCUUUAAUUCAGCUUUCAAGCUCUUCCAUGGCAAAGACGGUAUUGUUCCGUUAUCUGGACGUUCCAGUUUCAGAGAUGAUCUCGGAGACGAGACUCCACUGUUCAAUCCUCUUGCGGGGAAGGUUGCUACCAUUAGCCUGUCAGCUUUUGGUCCUGGAGGACCUUUUGGGUUUGGUCCUUUCUCUGACAAGUUCAAGAAACAAAAGAAGAACAACAAAAAACAAGAGUCUGGGGACUCAUCCAAGCACGAGGCAGUUGGUGACGAGUGGUUAAAAACCGGCAACUGUCCGAUCGCGAAAUCAUACAGAGCGGCAAGCAAAGUCAUGCCUCUUGUGGCGAAAGCAUUACAGCCACCACCUGGUAUGAAGUUUAGGUGUCCAGCUCCUAUAGUAGCUGCAAGAGCUGCGCUUUCCAAGACCCCUUUGGUUAAAAGCCUUCGCCCUCAGCCUUUACCUGAAAAGAUGCUCGCCAUCGCUCUCAUGGGGAUGGCUGCAAACGUGCCUCUCGGUGUUUGGAGGGAACACACCGUCAAGUUUUCGCCUUCGUGGUUUGUGGCCGUUCAUGCUGCUGUGCCUUUCAUAGCUAUGCUCAGGAAAUCUGUGCUCAUGCCUAAAGCAGCCAUGGCUUUGACUAUCGGAGCGUCCAUCUUGGGACAGGUGAUUGGGUCGAGAGCUGAACGUUACCGUCUCAGAGCGUUAGCUGCGAGUACAGUUGCUGAAACAUCGACUGUUACUGCUGGUGAUGGACACAACGACCAGGUGUCUGAUGGUGCAGGCUUUGCUAAAGGACAUUGUGGUGCAGGGGAAGGAGUGAAGGAGGUUUAUUACAAUGUGAAUAUUGGUGAACCAGCUAAAUCAACUGGACUCUGCUAUUGAUAUAUGUUCUUAUUAAAACUACAAAAUUACUAUGCAAGGAUUGCAAUGUUCUGUGUGGGAAAGUUAAUUCAGUAAUAUUGUGUAAGACAUAAUAAUAAUAAAGGUGAAUAAUUCCCUCAGUAAA